GGUCAGAAAGAGAGGCUUAUAAGCAGGCUAAAAUAUAGGCUACAGACGCAUCUAGCCCUCAGUCGCUCACACAGACACAGGAGGACACGGACAAGACGAAAACAAGGGACUGCACUCAAAGGACAUUAAAAGAACAAAAUAAUUACAUCAACAGAACAGAAUGGCUCAAAAAGAGAAACUUCAGUGCCUGAAGGAUUUCCAUAAGGACACUCUGAAACCGUCUCCUGGUAAGAGCCCUGGCACCCGACCUGAAGACGAGGCAGAGGGCAAACACCCCCAGCGGGAGAAGUGGGCCAGCAAGUUGGACUUUGUUCUGUCUGUUGCUGGUGGCUUUGUUGGUUUAGGGAACGUCUGGCGUUUCCCGUACCUCUGCUAUAAGAAUGGUGGAGGUGCAUUUCUCAUCCCGUAUUUCAUUUUCCUGUUUGGCGGAGGUCUGCCAGUCUUCUUCCUGGAGGUCGCCUUGGGUCAGUUCACCUCUGAGGGUGGCAUCACCUGCUGGGAGAAGCUCUGCCCCAUCUUUACUGGUAUUGGUUACGCCUCCAUUGUGAUUGUGUCUCUGCUGAACAUCUAUUACAUCGUCAUCCUGGCCUGGGGCCUCUACUAUCUGUUCCAGUGUUUUCAGCCAGAGUUGCCCUGGGCCAAGUGCAAUCAGCCUUGGAACACCGAUCGCUGCAUUGAGGACACCUAUCGCAAGAACAAAUCUCUGUGGCUGGCUGCCAACGCUUCCAAUUUCACCUCCCCCGUCACCGAGUUCUGGGAACAUAAUGUACUGGGUAUCACCAAUGGCAUAGAGGACAUUGGUCCUAUUAAAUGGGACCUGGCUCUGUGUUUACUGCUCGUCUGGAUCAUCUGUUUCUUCUGCAUCUGGAAGGGAGUCAAGUCCACUGGCAAGGUGGUCUACAUCACAGCCACAUUCCCAUUUGUCAUGCUCAUUGUUCUGUUGAUUCGUGGUGUGACACUGCCAGGUGCUAGCGAAGGCAUCAAGUUCUACCUGUACCCUGACCUCGCUCGCCUAAAGGACCCAGAGGUGUGGAUUGACGCUGGCACCCAGAUCUUCUUCUCCUAUGCCAUCUGUUUGGGUGCCAUGACAUCCUUGGGGAGCUACAAUAAGUACAAAUACAACUGCUAUAGGGACUGUUUGCUGCUGGGAGCCCUCAACAGUGGUACCAGUUUUGUGUCUGGCUUCGCAAUAUUUUCCGUCCUGGGCUUCAUGGCACAAGAGCAAGGGGUGGACAUUGCUGAUGUGGCAGAGUCAGGUCCAGGCCUGGCAUUCAUCGCCUACCCCAAGGCUGUAACCAUGAUGCCUUUUCCUACAGCCUGGGCAAUCCUCUUCUUCAUUAUGCUGCUGCUGCUUGGCCUCGACAGUCAGUUUGUGGAGGUGGAAGGGCAGAUCACAUCACUGGUGGAUCUGUAUCCGUCCUUCCUAAGGAAGGGUUACCGCAGAGAGGUCUUCAUCGCUAUCCUCUGCUGCAUCAGCUACCUACUUGGACUCACCAUGGUUACCAAGGGUGGCAUGUAUGUUUUCCAGCUGUUUGAUUUCUAUGCAGCUAGCGGUGUGUGCCUUCUGUGGGUGGCAUUCUUUGAAUGUAUAGCUGUCGCCUGGGUAUAUGGCGUUGAUAAUUUCUACGAUGCGCUUGAGGACAUGCUUGGCUACAGACCAAAUUCUUGGAUGAAAUGGAGCUGGACUGUUAUCACUCCUGUACUGUGCAUGGGCUGCUUUAUCUUCUCCUUGGUCAAAUACAAGCCAUUGAUGUACAACAAGGUCUACGAGUAUCCUGACUGGGCCAUUGGAAUAGGUUGGACACUGGCCUUGGCCUCCAUGAUCUGUAUCCCUAUGGUAGUUGUCAUCAAGAUCAUCCGAUCAGAUGGACCGCUCAUUGAGAGGAUUAAGGCGGUGGCAGCCCCAGUUCGCGGUGGGGCCAGCUCCCGUCCCGCAGACCACCGUGGCCCCAAGGAGCUCUGCUACCCACUGGACCCCAACGGGAACAAGGGCCUGUUAUUGAAGGCCCCCACCCACACCAUCGUAGAAACCAUGAUGUAAAGGAGUGAGGGGAGGCUCUCUAUGAGAUCACUCUCCUUUCCUGUCCUCUUAUAUGCUUCUAAAGCUAGCUAGCUUUCUGUCUGUCUAUCUGUCUGUCUGGUGGACUGAUAAGGGUUUUAAGGAAAACAUUUUUUCCCGUUUCAAAUCUUUUACGAAUACUUUGGAAGUAGUUUGGUCUUGGUGGUUUUCUUAAGUUAGUAGCAAUCACAUUUAAAAUGUAUUUCUGAAUUUGCUCACAAGCUGUUUCCUAUUUGUAAUAUUCAUGUGACUACAGGUCUCACUAUUGUCUUGUUUAAAGAGUGGCAAAUGGGCACCAACCUCUGGUCAUAUGCUGGUAGAUUUCUGUUUGUUCCACCAGCUACUUUAGCAGCCAGAGAGAAAAAAAGAAAAUGGUUAUUGAGUCUUGAAAUUAAACAACCUUUUGUAGCCACAAUAUGAUAUUGAUCACAGAUCACCAAAAACAGUUUUUUGGGCUGUUCCUGGAAUAUAUAACUACUCUUUGCCUGUGAUACAAUGGACAGGGUGCACUUAUCUGAGAACAUGUGCCAUAGGGUUCGACUUUGGCUAUUCUGUUUCUGUUUGCAGCACUACAGAUUACAGCACUAUUAACAAAAAAAAAAAAAUCCAAAGCCAAACCCAUGUAACAAUUUGCGAAAGACCGGUACAAAAUUACAUAUCCCCCUUCAGUAAUCAGAAAUUCUGAAAGACCUCUUGAUGUUUCAGCUGCACAAGGCAAGAUUUCUUAUGAGAAGUAUGACCAAACUUGCCAACCAAAAUUUCAAAAUAUGGGUGUCACAGGCAAAGUGUCCCAAUUCCACAAAUUUUAGGUUUUAUAGUUAGAUUUGUUUAGUACUCGUAUCAGAUAGGGAUACUUCUCUACCAACAAAACAUGACAAAUCAAAACUCAAGAGCAAAAAUCCAAAGCUGCAGCCACCAAAGAUAAAUGCUAUUCCUUUGCUUCCUUUUUUCAUUAUAAUCAUACACCAGGCUGAUAACCACGAGCCACUAAUACACACAAUUGCCUGGUGCAGCUAAAAAACAAACAAAAAUGCAUAAUUGACACAGUCAUGAUAGCCGGUGACCCUUAUUGAACCAGGAUCCUGGUUCUUAAAUGCACCUUAGCACAAAUAUCUCCAUCUUCCAUAGCCAUAAACUAUGGGUCAAAAAGAAAACUAGCACUGAGAUUGUGGUGGGGAAACCCCCUCCUGCACAAAGAGAGAGGUAUCUGAAAGGAUUUGAAGUGUGGAGGUUAACCCUUGAGUGUGUUGUCUGUGGCGUACUGUACAGUAGUAGCUAAUCAGUCGAUAUAUAUCUAUCUUUAUCUGUCCUAGACCAGUUUACAGUACAUUAGUGACUGCACUAGGCACUCUUGGCUUACAAUUUUGGAUUGGAUUUAUUUUAUUUUAUACAGAUGAAGUUACAUUAUUAUUAAUUUUUCCUCUGUCAAUGUUUAGACUUUUUUAUUAAGACUAUAAUGUUAUUGGUAUUCAUUAUUGAUAAUUGCUGUAGUUUUACAUAGAAGAAGGAACACUUCUUUCAUCUGGUGAAAAUACUAAGCUUUUACACAAAUCAUACAUUUACAGUGGCAGCCAUUGUAGUUAUAGUCCUUAUAAUAAAUUUUUCCUGGGUUGGUCCUGCUAACAGCUUUGUCUUUUGUAUCACACAAACAAAAAAUGCAGAAACAGAUUUUUCCCAAAUAUUUUUUCUUGUUGGGUGUAGGUCAAACAUUCAGCAAGCAAUUCAAUGUACAGUAAAACAAAAAUGGGAAUUCUACAAUGGCUCCAUCUGUAAGUUCGUAGGUGUUAGGGGUUUAUAGCUUUUUCUCUAUUGUUAAUACCAGGGGACAGUAUUUAAUUUGAAUAAAUUCAGUAAGACAGGGCACUGUAGCCAAAGGUUAAACAACAUGUCAUCAACUCAGUGAAUGAAAGCAACCAUUGGUUAGGUGACACUCCCAGCAAAUCGGCCAGUGUCAGACUGUCAACUUGUAAAAGAAUCAAACUCCUUUCUAGACACUGUGAAUUGUGGCAGCUGGCUGCAGAAAAAUCAGUGCCAGUUAGUGACAGUGAGUUACCCUGUUGCAUCACGUCAUCUAAAAUGAGAACUGAAGAGCUUCAUUUCAAACAAGGAACCCCAACAGUUCUAAUAAGUAAUUCAAAAAGUAAGGUCAAAAAUGUUUUUAUAAACAGUGCAGGUUUUCGAAUUUGUACACAUUGCAACUUAAAUUUCUUGCACAUUAGUGGGAAUUUAGUGUCUAUCAUCCUCCUAGGAAUUUGAAAAUUAGUUUUUCAGUAAAUUAAGUCAAACUUACACUUUGAUCUCAAAAUACUCAAAUGAAGCCUAACCCAAAACAAAAAUGGAAAGACAAACUUAACUUCUGAUAAAUAUACUUUUAGUAGUCCAACACCCCUAAAACCUGCGCUGAACAUGUGUUGGUCCAUUCAGAGCCCUAACUUCAUUAACAUUAUGGCUGCUUAAAGAGAAUUUAAAUGAGCUGAUCUGAAACAUUAACUGAAAGCAGACUAUCUAAGACCUAUGACAGUUAAAACUGUACAAGGGGUUUCCCAUGUGCAUGUGUCACCAGCGACCAUCCACUCAGGACCUUCUCUGUAGUGCGUUUAUCUACUGUAUAGCUGCAUUAAACUUGUAAAUGUGGCUGACAAAGAGACGACAUUUAAUGGUAGCAAUCAAAAUUGAUGUUUUUGUCCAGCUUAAAAGGCCAUUGAAUCUGUUCUUUGCCACACAGAAUGGAAAAUCGCACAUCUUAACUGCCUAUUUCAUCCACAAUCAAAGGCAAAAAUACAGAGAGUGAGUCAAAGUGAGUUUUUAAUGCACUUUAUAUGUAUAAUUUGGACUUCAUAUCAAUUGAUGAGGCCGAAAAAAAGAACACUGCCGUAUUUUUAUUACAGGUCCGCAUUGGCCUUCAUUGUAGAAAAAUAUACCUGAAUACUGUCAAAACACUUAAAGUGCUUCUGUUCUCCCAACAGCAGACAUGGUAAAAUAGAUCAAAAAACUAAUAACAUAAUUCACAUCAAAUAUACCUUUGUACAGUGUACAUGCAUUGAAGGAAUUUCACCAUCACUUUAGAAGUGAUUGUGAGUCCAGGGCUUCAUUUCAUGUUUCAUCUAAGCUUUGAUAAUUUUCAUUUCACUUCUUCAUAUACAGUAAAGACGUUCAUAUCAUUAAAAUGGAUUUAUGAAACAAAAUCCACAGCAGACAUCUAUUUUCAUACUGUAACAAACUUUUCCUAUAUAAGUAGUCUUUGUACAGCUAAGCUCCCAUUGCAGACCUCCCAUUUUAAUACAGAUACCAAGCUUCAUUUUAAUCUUACACCUUUGUACAGAUCUGGUUCUAGAUUCCCCUGAAGGAUCUUUGCACUUGGGUUGAUAAAAAAAAAUAAAAAUACAUUAAUGCUGAAAGGAAAGUUCUGUCAGCACCUUCCAGUAAGAACAACAGCGUCAGAAACCAUUAAAUAACAUAUACACUUAUUUAUGGCAUUUUGAAAACAAAAAUUGCACAGAGCACCUAUGGACAAUUAAUGAUUCUGUCUUGCCUUUUAAUUUUGUCUACACAGGUUUUCAGCUUUGGUGCAUCCAUGACAUUUCUAAAUGUCUGGGUUUAUAAAGAUAAUUUCUAAGAUCCACAAAAUGGAAAGCUUGUAGGAACUUCAAGAAAUAGCUUUCAAUGGCAAUAUUGAAAAUUAAACAUCUGUUGCAAAGAAUAAAACUACAGACACAAAAAUAGGUUUAGGCCAUGUAAAUAUAUACUUUCAAUCUUUCCCUUGAGCUAAGAUCCUUCUUUUGGCGGGGAAACAACCCGAAAUAAUAACUAAUGCAGUCAAUUAUUGGUUUAUUUUGCCUCUCUGUGUAUAUUUACAUUAUGUACCAGUCCCUCUGCCUUCUUACACUCCUUAGAUAACCCAUUUUUUCUCAGAGAUAAUGCAUUUGCAAGAGAAUCGAAGCAUUAGUGAUGCACAAGUUUUUACCGCCGAAUGUUGAAAUGCGAAAGUCACCUGUGGGUGAAAUGUUUCUGAAGAUUUAUUUUUUAAGGUGAAAAAGCAAGAGUUUGUUUCUUUUUCUUUUUAUUCUUGUUUUAUUGAAUUCAGCAGUUUCUUGUUUUAUUUUGUUUUUGAUUGUGUGUCUGUCACAUUUGCCUUUUGUAUUCCAAAUAUUGUGUAUUGUAUCUGUCAUUGGAGUAACUUGUAUCUAUCAAUUAUCAAUCAAAAAACAAACAGAAAAAGCUACAAUUUGUUAUGUGCAAUACUUUGUAGAAUACUUUUUAUUUUUCAUGCUGUUUUUCCAAGAAGUGGCACUAACCGUUCAAGUAAGUCGGUAGCUGUGAAUUAUUGAAGAAGGCAGUUAAAUUAAAACCCACCAAAAGGCUCUGCUGUGUGGAUCUAAACCAAUCUAAACCACUAUUCCAUAAAAGAUCUUGUGGUUUGAAAUGUACUGAGAAUAAAAUGAUUUACUAAA
Messenger RNA from Micropterus dolomieu (smallmouth bass), 6510 nucleotides. Its product is annotated as sodium- and chloride-dependent taurine transporter-like. Gene Ontology annotation, molecular function: taurine:sodium symporter activity. Gene Ontology annotation, biological process: neurotransmitter transport; sodium ion transmembrane transport; taurine transmembrane transport. Gene Ontology annotation, cellular component: plasma membrane. The transcript has 15 exons. Lineage: Eukaryota; Metazoa; Chordata; Actinopteri; Centrarchiformes; Centrarchidae. The record is from RefSeq and is a predicted model, not a curated record. Bases 161 to 2041 code for a protein of 626 amino acids.